Molecule: messenger RNA, 1596 nt
Organism: Pelagomonas calceolata
Lineage: Eukaryota; Pelagophyceae; Pelagomonadales; Pelagomonadaceae
Source: the annotation of a GenBank genome assembly
AGCCAGCAGCAAGCUUGCUUUUGGGCAGCCAUUACAGUGCCCUGCGUGCCAGUUCGCGCCUGUUCCGAGUGGUUCGGAGCCUCCCGAGCCCCAGGCAGCAACGCUGCGGCCCGGGGCUGCCGCGCACAGCACCUGAGCACCAUGCUCAAAACAAUGAAUUGCAACAGAGGCAACCCCGACGUGACGGGCUUCGUCCUCAAUCAAGUCGGGCGCGGCGUUUUAUUUAAUGCUGCUUUAUUUCUCCUGGGCACGUAUCUAUAUUUAGCGAACAAAGCCGCGGGCUGCCCGAACGCCGUAUGUAUCGAUGAAGAGGACAAUAAUAGAGACCCGACACCAGUACCAACCCCCUCACAAAACUGCGGCAAGGUCUGGGGCGCGCGGCCCGCGGCCUUGGUGUCGUUCGGCCUCACCAUUGGGCAAGUGACGAUCGCCUGCCUGAUGCCCGUCGUCGGGAGCGUCGUGGACCAUUCGCAUCAUAGGAAAAGUAUUGGUAUGGCUGGUUUGUUCGGUGCUUGGUUGGUUUGCGGCUUGCAGGCCGCCGUGACGAGGCACACGUGGCAGGUUUUACUGAUACUAUACUUUACAAUAUACAUGCUAGGCUACAUGGCGAACCAGACCUGCGCCAUGGCCUACUUACCGGAAUUGACGGAAGAUGAUGAUAUACUAGCAUCAAUCAACGGGCGCGCGCGCGUCAAGGAGAUGUCCUGCAUGUUAUUGUAUAUGAUCGUCGUGGCCGCUUCGCAACUUGUCCUGAAAUUGGACGCCGUCGACACGGGGCGAGUGGCUGCCCUUGUAUCAGCGGUAGUAGGUGGCGUCAUCACAUUGAUGAGCUGGCGGUACUUCACCGAGAGACCAGCAAGUCGCGUCUUACCCGAAAACGCAAACUUGUUGUUAUAUGGCUUCGUCAAUAUACGAGAAACCACCAAAGAACUCUACGAGGAGGCCCCGGACUUACUGAAGUUCCUCGUGUCCUACGCGUUCUCCGAGGCGGGCACGGGAGGUGUCGUCGGCCUGGUGGCUAUUUAUCUCAUAGAGCAGCUCGAGAUGUGCAACUAUGUUGUAGUAUUAGUGUGUGCGAUUGUCUUCACGGUGCCUGGCGCGGCUCUGUCGUCGAAAGCGGCGCAAGGGGGACGGGCGAAACGAGCGCACGCUGGUUGUUUAGCAUUCUUAUCGCUGGUGAUCUUCUGCGUUCCAUUCGUAAUCUACAAGCCGGCGCACGCCAAAGGUGGAUUACCGUGGGUCUUCGCUGUUUUACUUGGUUUGGGACUGGGGUUUCUCUACCCAGCACAACGGAACGUUUUCAGUGUUCUAGUCCCGGGCGGCAUGGAGGGGCGCGUUCUGGGCAUCUACAACUUCUUCGGUGCUUCAUUAAGCUGGAUGCCUUCGCUCUUGUUCGGGGCUACUUAUCAGGGCACUGGUUCCAUGCGGCUCGGUAUGGCCCUCGUCUGUGUGUUUCAUGCUAUAGCGUGCGUCGGGUUGGUGGUUUGUGUGGACGUCCAAAAGGGGUCCGAGGUCUCGCGGCGGACGCGGUCGAAGCGACGGGGGGCGGCGUUCGCCGGUGGCGUGGCGCCGGCGCCGGCGGCGCUGACGACGUAA